UAUUUUUCUACCCCCAAUGUCCCAGUAUUACUGAAGUGUAAUGAUUUCAUCUUUUGUCUUGAAGGAGAGUUUAUUCUCUGAAUAGUAAAAGGAUUAAGAAAUGAUGUACAGGUUGGCUGUGGCAGCACACUGCUCUAAUCCUAGCGCACAGGAGGUAGCAUCAGGUGAAUCUGAGUCUGAGGCAAGCCUUAUAAUCACUAAGUUCCAGGCUAUCGAGGGCUACACAAGACCCUGUUUUUCCUUCACAGAUGUCUCUAUUUAACCCAGCACCUAUCCAGAUACCACCGUGAAGGGAUUUGAAAUUGACAUGAUGGGCCUUAAAACAGAAUGACAAGGAUUAUCUAGUGGGUGCAAUCUAACUGCUUGACUCCCUACAACAGAAGUGCCUCCAGGAAGGGUUAGGGAGAUAGAGCAGCUAGAAGCAGAGAACGGCUUUGAAGAUGGAGGCAGCAGAGGUGGGAAAUGACCACUGGACAACCACCGAGGACACAGAUCCCGGUCCCAAACCACAAGGAACAAUUCCAUCAACAUGAAUUUGUUUAUUUGUUUACUUGUUUAACAGAGAGAUUCCCACAGGGUCCAGCGACUCACCCCUCUAAUCCCAGCACUUGGGAGACAGAGGCAGGCAGACCUCUGUGGGUUCAAGACCAGCCAGAUCUACAAAGGGAGUUCAAGACAGUUAAGAGAAACUUUUUUUUGGGUGUGUGUGUAUGGAGAUAGGGACACACUAUGUAGCUUUGGCUGCUGGCAUUAAAGGUGUGUGCUACCUUGCCUGGCCUAUCUUCCCCAAGACAAGGUUUCUUUGUGUAGCCCUGGCUGUCCUGGAACUCAGAGAUGCACCUGCUGGGAGUGCUGGAAUUAAAAGUGGAAGCCACCAAUGCCUGAAGAAUUUUUUUUUUUUUAAAGGUUUAUUAUUGCUCUUUCCGUCAUGUCAUCUUGGCGCCUGGGAAGGCCUGCUAGGAACAGGACUUCUAAGUAGCAGAUGUCUGGAAGGCUGUGGUGCAAAGCCAUUUUUGCUGGCUACAAGCGAGGUCUCUGGAACCAAAGAGAGCAUACAGCUCUUCUUAAAAUUGAGGGUGUUUAUGCCCGAGACGAAACAGAAUUCUACCUAGGCAAGAGAUGUGCUUACGUGUAUAAAGCAAAAAACAAUACAGUGACUCCUGGAGGCAAGCCAAACAAAACCAGAGUGAUCUGGGGAAAAGUAACUCGGGCCCAUGGGAACAGUGGCAUGGUUCAUGCCAAAUUCCGAAGCAACCUUCCUGCGAAGGCCAUUGGACACAGAAUCCGUGUGAUGCUGUACCCUUCCCAGAUUUAAACUAAUGAAAAGUAAAUAAAUAAAAGUGGAUUUGUAAAAAAAAAAAAAA
Molecule: messenger RNA, 1364 nt
Organism: Meriones unguiculatus (Mongolian gerbil)
Lineage: Eukaryota; Metazoa; Chordata; Mammalia; Rodentia; Muridae
Product: large ribosomal subunit protein eL33-like
Exons: 1
Coding region: 983-1315 (110 amino acids)
Biological process (GO): ribosomal large subunit biogenesis; cytoplasmic translation
Cellular component (GO): cytosolic large ribosomal subunit; ribosome
Molecular function (GO): structural constituent of ribosome
Source: RefSeq, a predicted model, not a curated record